Saccostrea echinata is the source of this 1698-nucleotide messenger RNA. RefSeq lists its product as uncharacterized. The coding region runs from base 1 to 1698 and encodes 565 amino acids. Gene Ontology annotation, biological process: positive regulation of DNA-templated transcription. The record is from RefSeq and is a predicted model, not a curated record. Lineage: Eukaryota; Metazoa; Mollusca; Bivalvia; Ostreida; Ostreidae. Gene Ontology annotation, molecular function: ubiquitin-protein transferase activity; zinc ion binding. Gene Ontology annotation, cellular component: nucleoplasm; chromatin. The transcript has a single exon.
AUGGCGUCCUCGACUUUACGUCAAGGACAACAUUACCUGGAAUGCGAUAUUUGUAAAAGUCCUGUCCAAUUCACAUGCAAAAGAUGUGCUGUCAAGUUAUGCAGCACAUGUGUAGGACCACAUUUGCUAUUAAAAUCAGUAAAUGGUCAUGAAGUUACAAAAUAUAGCGAACAAAACAAAUCCGAGGACGAAGAAUGCCUGACACAUCCCCUGCAACAGUUUAGUGCUUUCUGCAGAACGUGUGACAUUCCUGUCUGUGUCUUAUGCGUUUCCAUCAAGCACAAGACACAUAAUAUUUGUGAAAUAUCCGAGAAAGUUGACUUAUUAUCCGAUUUCAUCACGACAGAAAAUGAACGGCUACAGUCAAUGCGAUCAGAAUUGGAAACAAUCCUCGAUCACAUAAGUAAAAGAUCUGCAGCACUUAUACAUGUAUACAAAGAGAUAAAAAACAAAAUUUCAUCCCAUGCCAAGCAGUGGCAUCAGGAAAUUGAUAAAACAGAGAACGCACUGCACAAAGACCUAGAUGAAUUGCAGGAAAAACACGCUGAAAUAUUAUUGAAGCAGAAAAAAGAAUUUGAAAAAGUACUAAAGAAAUUGAAAAACCUAAAACAAAGAGUCUUCAUCUUGACAAAAUCUAAAGACGUCUCUGGUUUAAUGGAACUUAAGCUUGAACUUGAAAAUCAAAAGAUGCCAACCUUCAUAGAAGAAACCCGGCCGGCAUUCUUCCAACCUUUCAAGUUUGACGAAAGUUAUACAACAUCGUAUUUCGGGUACGUGGAGACAAUAGAAUCACACAAACUUCCUAUCAAUGAUCUGACACAACAAGACCAAAUCUCUUCAUCACGACAAGCUUUAGAUGUACCUAUAGUUCUGUCCGCCUUUGUUACAGAGUUUUCAGCUGACGAGGAAACCAACCGGUUGUAUGACAUGGUUUCCCUCAGUGAUGACAAAGUUUGGAUAGGAGGGGCAGGUGAGGAGCUCAAGUUGUUUGAUCUCCAGGGACGUCUCCACGACACUGUCACCAUUGCAGAUGCCAGUAUGUACCUGACACUUCAUGAUGGAGAUCUUGUGUAUACCGAUCCAAUUGACGAGACCGUGAAGAAAGUAAUAAACGGUGAAAUAGAAACGUUAUUCUUUAUCGGUGAGUGGAGUCCUCGCGGUAUCACCUGCACUGCGGCACGCGACUUCCUGGUGUGUCUUCGAUCGGCAGAUGAAACAGAGUCCAAGGUUGUAAGAUACAGCAGUUCCGGUGACGUGCUGCAGGAAAUCCAGUAUGACUCCGAGUACCAGCCUCUGUUUGGAAAAACACAUUACGUGGUGGAAAAUGGCAACAGCGACAUUUGUGUAGCUGACUGGGAUAAAGAUGCCAUCACAGUCGUUGACAAGUUUGGAAUAUUCAGGUUCUCCUACACAGGGAACAAAGCAUCCCAAGAGGAAUUCAAACCUGGCUCCCUUACCACAGACAGCAUGCAUCACAUCAUCAUUAUGGACGAUAAAAACAAGAUUCACAUGUUGGACAGAGACGGUCGAUUCCUGAGUUACAUCAUUCCUGAUCAGGGGAUAAAGAGACCACGAGCUGUGUGCAUCGUUAGGGAGGGGGAGUUAAUGGUGGGGGAGUGUAUAACAGGAGUGGUCAAGAGAAUCAAGUACUUACACGAAGGAGGAAAUUUGAAGACAAGAUAUCUACUACACGUGUGA